UUUUCAUAUAGAAAUGAAACUUGCCUGGAAAUUCGCCGUGUUCUUGAGCCUUUCGUUCUCGACUAUGUCCGGACAUUUAAUGCCGGUGAAUUUGAUCGAAUGGAGGACUUCUAUCAUAAAAAUUCGGUUAUGGUCGAAAAAGACAAGAGCGUCUUGUGGGGAAAGAAAGAUAUUGUGGCUUCACUUCUUCAGAUGGCAACGGAUCUAGGAAAAACGAGGAUAGAGUUAUCCAACACCAAAUACGACGGAGUUGCAGAAUUCCCCCACAUCUACACCGACUUCGCUUUCCACACUGAAAAGGGCGGUGUACUGAACGGACGAUUUUUACAAAUAUGGCGCCGCGAUGGUGAUGGCUACACCAUCUAUCACGAUGAAUACGAAAUGCUUUGA
Haemonchus placei is the source of this 390-nucleotide messenger RNA. The record is from the annotation of a GenBank genome assembly. Lineage: Eukaryota; Metazoa; Nematoda; Chromadorea; Rhabditida; Trichostrongylidae.